Messenger RNA from Lagopus muta (rock ptarmigan), 1965 nucleotides. RefSeq lists its product as uncharacterized. The coding region runs from base 793 to 1959 and encodes 388 amino acids. The record is from RefSeq and is a predicted model, not a curated record. Lineage: Eukaryota; Metazoa; Chordata; Aves; Galliformes; Phasianidae. The transcript is spliced from 2 exons.
UGGGAGCGCAGCACCGGCUCAGUGCCCUUUGGGCCAAUUUGGGAGUUUUUCUGCAUCCCUCGUUGGGAUCCCGCCCCAGGGCAGCACUGCACCAUAAAAGGCAAAGCGCUGGGGACGUGCUGGGAUGGAGCCCAGUGCCAGGCACCCGCUCCCCCCGUGGCCGAGCUCCUGGAGCCCGCUUGGCAACGGUAGCCACAUCCGAAGGGAAGAACUUUUGAGCUCACAGCACUGUUUAGAGAAGCACCCAGCACAUCCGUAGGGAUUUUUGCGAAGUUAUGCUUUGGAGUCUCCUAUAGGAAAAUUGUUUCUGAGUGUGGCUGCCGUUGAGCCCCGCUGUUAAUGAUGCCACAGAAACUCCCUUAGCACUGAGCCGUCCCUGCGUUCACUGCAGCCGGCCCGGCCCUCCUGGGGGCCCUGCGCCAGCACUGCUGCGUCCCAGCGAGCAGCAGGCGGGCGGCAGCUACGGGGUGAACCCAGUGCUCCUGCUAAAGGGUGACCCUGCCCUGACGUUGGGCCUGACCCCAAAAUCACUGAGAGCAGAGGGGAGCGAGGAGCUGUGACUGCUGGGGAAAGGAGGAGAGAGCCUGGAGGAGGAUGCGAAAGGAGCGCUGCCCAUAAAGCACCAUGGGGCAGCACGUGGUGCGGUGAUGGGCACUGCGCAAGGAGCGACCCCGGGCCCAGCGCUAGGAGCUGUGCCAUGCCAGCGGGCAGCCACGAGGUUGAGAAGCCCCCACAGCGCCAGCACUGAGCAAGGAGAAGGCAGUGAGCCCUGGUGGAAGCGAGGCGCUGAGCAUGGCAGCCUCCACCUGGCAGUCCUGUGGAUAUUUACGGGAUGACACAAGCCAGGCACGAGGCACAGACUGCGCCACGUCCCGGGGAGGUUCGGCAGUAGCACGGCAGGAGUGCAGCCCACAGCCUCUCCAGCAGGGCCUGGGUGCCACGAUCCGGGCACACUGCCCCACCAUGAGCUCUGCGGGGAUGGAAGGAGAAAGCCCUCCGAAGGUGUAUGAGAUGCAGGUGGGGCAGUGGCGGGCCGGCAGCGGGCGCACGGUGAGGCCGGUGGUGUACAGGCUGGAAGAGAGAGAGUAUCGGCGGCUGCUGAAGGAGGCAGAAGAAGGCCCCGAGGAGGACUGGGAGCCUGAGAAUGAGGGGCUCGGACCGCAGGAGGGCUGCCCAGGGAAUGGGGUGACGGCGAGCCCCAGGCUCCAUCGGAUUGAUGUCCUGCGGGGAGCCCCACUGAUCCGCUCGUACUCGGAGAGCAGCGUGGAGCUGCGGGUGGCGAGCAAAGCACCGGACUGCCCCACGGAGGGUGGCAAACCCCGCGUCCCUGCCAGGUCAGACAGCUUUGAGCUGAUGGAUUACAUCCUGCAGAGCAGGCAGGAGGCGGGGGCACCGCUGUCCCACAGCCCCCGAGACGGAUUCAUGCAGGUGUUGGGCUUUGCACCGUGCCAGAACGGAGAGGAUGGGCAGCUCACAAAGAGCCGGGCGGCGAGAGAUGCUGGUAAGCUUACAAGGCAGAACAGCACCCAGAUGCCAGAGAACAAGGAAUGGCUUGGAGCAGAUGUGGAUAUGGAGAUGCUGGAGUCAUACAGCCAGAAAAAGUCACCUCCGGCCCCACCGGCCAGGUCACACAGUAAGGAGAGCCUGGCACUGAGCAUGAGCAAGACCGUAGCACUGAGCGAGGCACUGCUGGAGCCCUGCAGCCCUGCGGCCCGGCCAGGGGGGAAGGAGCCAACAGGAGGGGGCCCAAAGGAGCAGGGGAGGAAGAGCGAGGAGGAGGAGGAAGAGGAGGAGGAGAAAGUGCUCAAAGUUGCCGAUGCGAAGAAAACCUUUGAGAAGGCGAAAGCAGAGGGGAAGGCAGCAGCUAGCAGUGCCCGGAAAGCACCUUUGGCCCAACUUGAUCCUAGACAGCAGGGAGAGAAACAGAACGAGAUGGCAAAAGGCUUCCAAACUGGUUGACUAAUG